AUGAAGGUGUACCACUUACCAACGAUUUUCUACAUCAAACCAUGUGGGACCCCCGGAUUCUUCGACACCUUCCUGCUUGCGCGCAACAUCUACAUCAGAGAGCAGGUUGACAUCGUGCACGUUCACCAGAGCACCUCGCGCUACGGCAGCGAAUUUGUGCAUGUAGCAUACAUCAUGGGACUCAAAACGGUCUUCACGGAUCACAGCCUGUUCAGUUUCACAGACCUCGGGCCAGUCGCGAUGACAGAUUACCUGAAGCACCAAGCGGCUGUGCUCAAUCACACCAUAUGCGUAUCUACCACGCACAAGGAAAAUCUGGUGCUGCGUGCGGAGAUGGACCCAACUGCAGUAUCCGUCAUCGGCAAUGCAAUCGACCCUGACAUAUUCCUCCCAAGCACAACUAGUCGAAAUGAUGGGCGUAUAAUAAUCGUGGUGGUCAGCCGCCUUACCCUCAAGAAGGGCACUGAGCUUCUGAACGAGGUCAUACCCAUCGUAUGCAAGCGUCAUGACAACGUUGACUUCAUCAUCGGGGGGGACGGCCCACUCUAUGCGAGCAUCGUGGAGCGCGUCGACAAGCUGUACCUGCAUAAAAGGGUCACGCUCCUAGGCGCGGUUCCGAACUACAAGGUCAACGACGUGCUCAAACAGGGCGACAUUUUCCUCAACACAUCGAAGAGCGAGUCCUUCUGCAUCGCCAUACUCGAGGCGGUUUCGUCAGGGCUUUUGUGCGUUUCUACCAACGUAGGAGGGGUGCAUGAGAUCCUGCCGCACGAUUUGGUGCUACUAGCCAACUACUCUCCGGAAAGCAUCGCCAAUCGUAUUGAUGAUGCCAUCAAGAUGCUGCCGUCCGUCGACCGACAGCAGCUGCACAAAAGGGUCCGAGAGAUGUACUCCUGGACCAGAGUCGCCGGCGAGGUUUCGCGCGUCUACGAAAAUGUAGUGCGGGAACCCCGUAGACCUGUUAUUGACGUCAUCAGCAUCUACUGGGACAUCGACACCAUAUUCAGGGGGGUACUUAUCGCCAUAAUCAUUUUCCUCUACGCGGAGUGGUGGGUUGCGGAGCUCUUGUACCCCAGAGAGGAAAUCGACAUCGCACCGGACUGGUCAGCCCAUGCAUCUAAAACGCAGGAAGAGAACUUCGAAAAUAAGGAGUCGUGA
Molecule: messenger RNA, 1158 nt
Organism: Babesia ovata
Lineage: Eukaryota; Apicomplexa; Aconoidasida; Piroplasmida; Babesiidae
Product: phosphatidylinositol N-acetylglucosaminyltransferase subunit A
Exons: 6
Coding region: 1-1158 (385 amino acids)
Biological process (GO): GPI anchor biosynthetic process
Cellular component (GO): glycosylphosphatidylinositol-N-acetylglucosaminyltransferase (GPI-GnT) complex
Molecular function (GO): phosphatidylinositol N-acetylglucosaminyltransferase activity
Source: RefSeq, a predicted model, not a curated record